UGCUCGAUCGUGAACUAGCGCCAAGCGGCAACAAUAUUCGAAAAAAAACUGUGUGAAAAAAUUUGAAGAGAAACGAAAAAUUGAAUUAAUUAAACAAAAUGAGCGUGCAUAGGAGCCACAGUGGCAACCAUCACCACACGACAGCAAUGACAAGCGGUAGCAACAACAACAACACCCCAAAUGGAGAUUCGCCAAUGCAAUCAAUGCUGCCACAACAACAACAACAAAUGCAGGACGCUGCCUUCGUGCAAUCCAUAAGCUAUGUGCGGGAAUUCAGCAGGCAAGCAGCCGCCUAUCAUGUGCUCAAAAGCGAAGAGUCCCGUCUGCAUUUGCAACGGAGCAUUGCACUCCUUAGCACCAAGGUGCCGACGCAUUGUUAUGCCGCCGGUCCCGGUGGGAAUCUGGAGUUGGCCAAAUUCUUUGUCGAUCUGCAUGCGUUGAUGAGCGCCCUCGAUGGCGACAGCGACAGCGAAACGUUGUGGACAUGCGUCACACUGUUGCAGCACUGCAGUCGCAAUCUCGAGGCACGCGCCGACAUUGUGCAAAAGUAUUGCUUUGUGCCGCUGUUGAGUUAUUUGCUGAAGCGCACAACGCGGCCGGAACGUUGUCAGCGUCUGUUGCUCCUGCUGCAGGAUUUGACGUAUGGCAUCAGUAUCCAGUGGGAGGAACCGUAUCUGGUGGUGCUGCUCGAGCAUCUGGUCGAUGUGGUGCACAGUGUGCCCGACAGCGAUGGCGAUGCCAAUGCCAGCGAUGUGGACAACUCGCAAGCACAGUUGGCGCUAUCGAUUCUCGUGAAUCUGUGCUACAAGAACUUUGUCGUCUUGUUUCUCUUCCUGCGCAGCGUCAACAUCUCCAGCUUCAGUCGGCGCAUACAACACUACGGUCUGCUGGCCUACAAGAUGCUCAUCAUCUUGUCGGAGGAUGUGCAUUGCCUGGAGCCGCGAGAGUUGCACACAUUUCUGCGCACCGCAUUCGCCGGCAUGGAGGAUUGCCUGAAGCAGUGGCAUGUGCCACAGUUGCGGCACAUUGUUGACUUUCUGCUCGACGCACAAUGUCAUGCGGGAUUACAGCGGGCGAUGCUGAGUCACACGCAUUUCUGCGAUGACAUCGAAAGGCUGCUUAACCAAAUUGAGGCACGUCAUCACAUGGACGACUCGAACGAGGAUACACGCAAGCAGCAACAGCUCUGCAUGCAGCUCAUCUUUCAGUUGAUUAGCCACAUCCUGCAGCUGUCCGCCGACAAUGAGAUCAUCAGUCUGGAUGCCAUCACGCCGCGUCUCUACGAGUUGCUCUGCGAUUGGCUCGAAUCCGAUUUGUGCGGCGUCGCAGCCAUCGAGCUGUUGACGUCGCUGCUGCGUCUGGGUAAACGCGCCAGUGUGGCGCAACUGAUUGCCCGCGAGCCCACAAACGUUGUGAAGCUCAUCCAGAGCGCUGAGCGAGCGGACACCAAGGCGGCCCAUGUGACAGCCAUAUUGCGUUUGCUGCUCACACUCUUGGGCAGCGGCAAGACGGAGAAACUUGUGCUCUCGAAGAUCUCCGAGUCGUAUUUCGAUAAGAUAUUGGCUGCCCCCUUGUCGCUCUUGCCACAAAUGUUGUGCUCACAAACACUCGCUCAGUCGGAGGUGGAGAAAUCAAUCUUUGGCCUGCUGUUGCUCAUCAAUUUUGCCGGCAUUGCAAAGAAGGCGUAUUGGGACAAAUGCUGUGCACUCCUGGAGCUGCCGCAGCUGCAAUAUGCGCUCGCUCGUGCCAUGCUCAGUGGCAAUGAGCAGCUGGUCACAGCUGCUCUACAGAUUGCACAAUUCGAGCACUUUCCCAAGGCGGCGGUGGCCAAGUUUGUUGCUAGCAUUGGCAGCAAAGCGUCGUCGUCCCCGCCGCCAUCUGAGCAGGCGGAACAGUGGCGCAAUCUUAGUGCCAUACUCAAGAGUCAUCGCACGUUCAUUGACAAGGAGCUAGCGCAGCGUGUGAACGCUUUGGUCGACAGCAUUGGUGACACAUUGCGUCGCAAUGAACUCCACUUGGCACCCGUCUCGCAGGUCAUAGAGCUCUACAGUCAUCGCAUCGAGAGCCUCAACUGUGCCGCCCACAAUAUGCAGCAACGUCUCGAGCAGGCGAGCGUUCAACUCAGCCACAGCACACAGCUGACGAACGUGCAGAAUGCCGAGCUGCAGCAAUUUCAGGCGAAGAACUUUGAGCUGCUCAUCAGCCAGGAGCGCCUGCAGACACAGUGCAAGGACCUCAAGGCGCAGGCAGCACAGCUCAAGGCGAAUUUAAGUGAUUUGUUGAAGCGUUGGUCCGAAACCUCCGAGCAGCUGCAGGCCAACGAGCGUCGGCUAUCGGUCAAGCAGUCGGAGAUCGCUGGACUGCAACGAGACUGCGAGGAGUUGCGUCAGAAUCUCAGCGCCAAGAGCGAUGAACUGUGCAAAUUGGAAGCGCUUAGCAAGGACAACAGCACUCGCAUCGAGAAGUUGAAAAAGACUGUGCUAGCCUACGAGCAGGACAUCAAGGAUAAGCUGCGCACCAUUGAGGAGCGCACCAACGAUUUGGCCAAGACGCACAAAGCGCUCGAGGAGCAGCGGGAGGCGCGCAAGAAAUCCGAGGAUUUGGUCAGUGUGCUCGAGACACAACUGCAGGAGAAGAAGGAACAAAUCGAGAAUCUCGAGAUGGAGCAGAAGGAAACGGAAGACUUACGCAAAACAAUCAUGAGUCUCAUGGAGAGCAAAAAGCCCAAGCGCAAAGCUUAAGCCGAACUGCUCUCAAUUUUAAAUUCUUUUCCAUUUGACUCUCGACUAUGUGUUAAGCUUUAGUUUGUAGUAAUUUUAACUAUUAUUAAAUUAUACACAUUUUUUUGUACAUCUACAAUUACUAUAUAAAAGGCAAUUGAAUUUAGUUUGAAAAGGCAGCCA
Drosophila albomicans is the source of this 2903-nucleotide messenger RNA. RefSeq lists its product as uncharacterized. Lineage: Eukaryota; Metazoa; Arthropoda; Insecta; Diptera; Drosophilidae. The transcript is spliced from 5 exons. The record is from RefSeq and is a predicted model, not a curated record. The coding region runs from base 99 to 2741 and encodes 880 amino acids.